This is a messenger RNA of Pieris napi, 1994 nucleotides long. Its product is annotated as BAG family molecular chaperone regulator 2. Bases 111 to 704 code for a protein of 197 amino acids. Gene Ontology annotation, molecular function: protein-folding chaperone binding; adenyl-nucleotide exchange factor activity. The record is from RefSeq and is a predicted model, not a curated record. Gene Ontology annotation, biological process: protein stabilization. Lineage: Eukaryota; Metazoa; Arthropoda; Insecta; Lepidoptera; Pieridae. The transcript has 4 exons.
UUUUUGUCCAGAUCCUAGGUUAUAGGUACCUACCGAUAGUGUUAAAAACAAUUAACAAACGCUCUUCAAACGUCGCAACAAUUUCAACCAUAGAAAAUAAAACUGAAAAGAUGGAAGUGGAUUUGUACGCUACCGAUUGGGCUGAAAGUGGCCGGUUGCCUCUUAUUGAGGAAACAUCGACACUGGGAACAUUGGCACCGAAAGACAAAUUGAUAUCAGUACUAGACCAAGUGGAGCUGAGGGUUGAACGGUUGAGAAGGGACACUACUAGAAUUGAAGAGGAAAAAGAUUCCUUACUGUCUACUCUGGAUAGUAUUAAACAUUCGGAACUCCUCUCAGAUAUCACUGAAUGUGAUAAAGAUGACAUUGCCCGGUAUGCAGACCGUAUUGUAGCUCGUGCAAUGACAAUCGAGGUAGCUGUGAGAACUGACCGAGAUCCGCAACAAGAAGAAGCAUUGCAUCAGGUAAACAUGUAUAUCGAUAAAUUAGUUAUGUCCGUUCACGACGACACAGUCUUGGCCCACACCCGCUGUCAGGCGUACAUGAACGCUUGCACCUCCCAGCCCGACCCUAGCUCCGGAACGGACAAGAACUUCGAGACCGCCAUCCUCGGCUGCACCCUCGACGACCAGAAGAGAGUAAAGAAACGUCUCGAGGGCCUUCUCGAUUACUUUGCGAAACUCAACAUCACCACAUUCUCGUGAGUGAGCUCUAAGUAGACUGAGCGUUAACUGCGGAAGGCGCUUCUAUCUCGUAUCGGCCAUGACUUAACUAGACGUAGAGGUAUGAAAACCGUUUCUUAAUGGUCGGUAUUCUGAAUUAGAACGCUUAAUGAAUGUGUCUACGAUGCUUAAUAAUUUUAGUCUCUCGAUGUGAAUUAACAUUUAUUGCUAUUUAAAUUUGUGAAAAGCAGAAUUAUGCAUUUAGUUUUAUUAAUAUAAUUAUCAUAUUUCGUUAUAGCAAUAUCGCAAUUCGAAGCAUAAAAUCCUACCGGUAGACACAUUCAUAUUAAAUUUUUCCUAACGACUAAAAACUAAGUGGCUAAAUUACCGUUUUAUGCAUAUUAUUCAAGACCAAUUUGUUAUUCCUUUGUGUAUGUUUGUUAGAAGUAGGCAUAGCCAAGGGUUAAAAUGUACCAAUUUAUAGCAAUUUUAUUCUAAGUUCCGAUUUGUGUCUAAUAAUAGUUGUUAUUUGGGAAUAAAGGCAUUUGUCAUUUUUGGAACAGAAACGGUAAUUGAUUCGCAUAUUGUAAGUUAAUGAUUCGUCUAGAACCUUUUAAAUUUAAUAUAUAUAUCUUAUACAUCACUAUUAUAUAUUAUGUCCUCAAUAUCUAUUCUGUAGCAUAGAGAAACAUUAAACUUUGUUGGAGGUAAAUGUCUGAAUGAUCGAUUGAGAUACAUAUUGAGACAUUAAUAGUUGUUUUAGCCUCUACAGUAUUUAAGAUAUUUUGUUUUGUGGCUGAAAAUAAAUUACUUUCUGCCUUAUACGAUUCUCAUGAAAUGGGGAUUUUUCUUGUAAUGAAAUUAGUUCGUUCUCGAACUGACGAUAUAAAAGGAAUGAUGGAGUAAGACUGCCUGUAGUGGUUGUAUAGAAUACAAUGUGGUAGAUAGGAAUUCAUUAUUUUAAUCUAUAUUAGAAUUGUGUAAAAUCGCCUGCAGAGCUUCACCAUCGAAAGUUAACGAAGAAGGGUUGACUGAUGUGUUUGAAUGUUUAUCGUUUUAAGGUCCAUUAAAAUAUUCUAUUAAAUGUGUAGUUUGAAGCGAGAUACUCACCUUGGAUAUCUGGAAUUAUAUUUAGGUCAACUUAUUAAAAUAUAUACAAAGUGUAUAUUCCUAAUUUACUAAAAACGAGUCUAUUUCGUGUCGAUUUUUCAAGCAUUUGUGAAAUUGUACGUAGAUUUCGAUUUAAAGUUUUUGUUAUAUUUUGUACUUUUAAAGUAUGUUCGUAAUAAUUCGUAUAUGGCACGUGCAUACAAUAAACUAUGAAAUCCUAAA